AUGGGGAAUCGCAGCACCGCGGACCCGGACGGGCUGCUGGCCGGACGCGGGCCGGGCGCGGGGGCGGCUGCGGGGCUGGCAGGGCCGGGCGCGGCGGCGCUGAUUGGGGGCGUGCUGCUCAUCGGCGCGGUGCUCGCGGGGAACUCGCUCGUGUGCGUGAGCGUGGCCACCGAGCGCGCCUUGCAGACGCCCACCAACUCCUUCAUCGUGAGCCUGGCGGCCGCCGACCUCCUGCUCGCCCUCCUGGUGCUGCCGCUCUUCGUCUACUCCGAGGUCCAGGGUGGCGCGUGGCUGCUGAGCCCCCGCCUGUGCGACGCCCUCAUGGCCAUGGACGUCAUGCUGUGCACCGCCUCUAUCUUCAACCUGUGCGCCAUCAGCGUGGACAGGUUCGUGGCCGUGGCCGUGCCGCUGCGCUACAACCGCCAGGGCGGGAGCCACCGGCAGCUGCUGCUCAUCGGCGCCACGUGGCUGCUGUCCGCAGCGGUGGCGGCGCCCGUGCUGUGCGGCCUCAACGACGUGCGCGGCCGUGACCCCGCCGUGUGCCGCCUGGAGGACCGCGACUACGUGGUCUACUCGUCCGUGUGCUCCUUCUUCCUACCCUGUCCGCUCAUGCUGCUGCUCUACUGGGCCACGUUCCGCGGCCUGCGGCGCUGGGAGGUGGCCCGUCGCGCCAAGCUGCACGGCCGCGCGCCCCGCCGACCCAGCGGCCCCGGCCCUCCUUCCCUUGUGCCCCGCCUUCCCCAGGACCCCUGCGGCCCUGACUGCGCGCCCCCGGCGCCCUGCCUCCCCCAGGACCCAUGCGGCCCCGACUGCGCGCCCCCCGCGCCCGGCCCUCCCCAGGGUCCCUGCGGCCCCGACCGUGCGCCCCCAGCGCCCGGCCUUCCCCAGGGUCUCCGCGGCCCCAACUGUGCGACCCCCGUGCCCGGCCUCCCCCCGGACUCCUGCGAUUCCAACUGUGCGCCUCCAGACGCCGUCCGAGCCGCUGCGCUCCCACCCCAGACCCCACCGCAGACCCGCAGGAGGCGGCGUGCCAAGAUCACCGGCCGGGAGCGCAAGGCCAUGAGGGUCCUGCCUGUGGUAGUCGGGGCCUUCCUGCUGUGCUGGACGCCCUUCUUCGUGGUGCACAUCACACAGGCGCUGUGUCCUGCCUGCUCCGUGCCCCCGCGGCUGGUUAGCGCGGUCACCUGGCUGGGCUACGUCAACAGCGCCCUCAACCCCGUCAUCUACACUGUCUUCAACGCCGAGUUCCGCAAUGUCUUCCGCAAGGCCCUGCGUGCCUGCUGCUGAGCCGGAUCCCCACCCCCACCCCCCGCGGCCUGGGCACCGGCCUGGUGGCCAGGCCUCCGGGACCAAGGAUAUGGGGAGGGCGGUUUUGUACGUUAAUUAAACAAAUUCCUUCCCAAA
This is a messenger RNA of Cercocebus atys (sooty mangabey), 1404 nucleotides long. It is a transcript of the gene DRD4, whose product is annotated as dopamine receptor D4. NCBI's taxonomy places the organism in Eukaryota, Metazoa, Chordata, Mammalia, Primates, Cercopithecidae. Gene Ontology annotation, molecular function: G protein-coupled receptor activity; dopamine neurotransmitter receptor activity, coupled via Gi/Go. Gene Ontology annotation, cellular component: plasma membrane. The coding region runs from base 1 to 1287 and encodes 428 amino acids. The transcript has 4 exons. The record is from RefSeq and is a predicted model, not a curated record. Gene Ontology annotation, biological process: adenylate cyclase-inhibiting dopamine receptor signaling pathway; adenylate cyclase-activating adrenergic receptor signaling pathway.